Molecule: messenger RNA, 1210 nt
Organism: Helianthus annuus (common sunflower)
Lineage: Eukaryota; Viridiplantae; Streptophyta; Magnoliopsida; Asterales; Asteraceae
Product: BTB/POZ domain-containing protein At4g08455
Exons: 2
Coding region: 280-993 (237 amino acids)
Biological process (GO): proteasome-mediated ubiquitin-dependent protein catabolic process; regulation of proteolysis
Cellular component (GO): cytoplasm
Molecular function (GO): ubiquitin protein ligase binding
Source: RefSeq, a predicted model, not a curated record
GCGUCAUGUAUCGGAUGAACCCAAAGAAAUUCCCCCUCCAAUUCUUUGCAACAUAUGCGAGUGAGGCUGGCUGGAAUGCGUUCCAAAGGAGGGAAUUGGACACACUUGUUUGAAAGAAAGAAUGUUGUAGUUGGCUUGUGAGCAGUGGACCUCGUAUCCUUUAAAUAAACUUUAAAGGAAAAGAAAAAAUAGAAAAACAUUUAAAAAUAAGAAAUGUGAAUGAAGAAGAGAGGAGAGGGUAAGUAAAAGAUAGGCUAGGCGAGGUGAGUGAGUGAAGGGAUGAAGUGCUUGUCUUGCAAGGAACGUUACGACGCAGUAGAGGCGGGAACGUGCAGGGAGUGCUACGAGGAGGCGAGCGAAACUGAAGAAGAACUGAAGCGUGAGAUCGAAGAACUCAGGGCAAAAGUCUCUUUCCUUGGCUUUCGAUCUACUUUCACCGACGUCCUUCUGCUUGCCGUUGACUUGGAUUCCGGCAAUCCGCUCCCCAAUUCCGCUCCUGUCCCCGCCAAUAAGGCCGUACUUGCCAGCAGAUCACCUGUGUUUAGAGCCAUGCUGGAAACUGAAAUGGAAGAAAGCCUAAGUGGCACGAUCAAACUAAGCGAUGUAUCGUACGAUGCCCUGCGUACAUUUGUCAACUAUCUGUACACAGCCGAGGCGUGUCUUGAUGAUGACAUGGCAUGCAAUCUUUUAAUAUUGGCUGAUAAGUACGAAGUGAAGCAUCUAAAAACAUACUGCGAGAAAUUCUUGAUUUCCAAACUCAUCUGGGAGACCUCACUUAUAAGCUACUCAUUUGCUCAUCAGCAUAAUGCGAAGAACUUGAUUGAUGCUUCAUUAUCGUUAAUUUUGGAUAACAUGGAUAAAUUAAGCAAGCGGGAAGAAUAUUUGGAACUUGUUGAGAAAGAUCCUCGGCUUGUUGUAGAAAUUUAUGAAGCUUAUUUGUCUAAACAGGUUAAUACUGCUGUUGUUGCUACUACUCCCUGCAAUGAUGAUUGAUGGAUGAUAAGCUUAAUUAUUACUCCUCCCAUUAUUCCUCGUAAUGUAUAUCUUAGGUGUAGUUAUGGUUGUUUUUUCUGUUGUUUCAGGUUUAGUUUUGUGGAUGUUUUGUUUUUGUUAUGUUGGAGGAAUUUUGGCUUUUGAAUUGCAACAACUAUAUUUUGGCUUUUGGAUCGCCUCAUUCAGUCAAAAUAACGUGGUUUAUGCUUUUCAUAAA